Prorocentrum cordatum is the source of this 618-nucleotide messenger RNA. Lineage: Eukaryota; Dinophyceae; Prorocentrales; Prorocentraceae. The record is from the annotation of a GenBank genome assembly.
GUGGGGCGCGCGAGUGGCUCGCGUCGCUCCGGCAUUCGCAGCGGCGUCAAGCAGGGGGGCGCCAUCAGCCCCAUGCUGUUCUGCGCUGGCCUGGAGCUCGCGCUCUCGAGGUGGAAGCUCUCUCUUCGCAGUCGUGGGCUUGAUGUGGGCGGCGGGUCCUGCGAGAGGCUCCCCCGUGGCGAACUGUGCGACGUGGUAGAAAUCCUGCGCGUUGAACUCCGCCGGGUCGGCAUGGGCCUCAGCGCCGCGAGUGCUACAGUCAUGGCGGCGGAGGCCGCCCAGGGCAAGUUCCAUGGGUGGUGGGGCAUUCUUACCGAUGGGCAGUUUUCCAUCCCUCGCCGCCUUAAACUUCUCGGUUCCGUCGCGAAACCUACGGUCCUGUUCGGUCUGCCAACGCUUGCCCCGACGAUGCGCCUGAAGGAGCAGCUGGGCGUUCUUCAAGGACGCAUGCUGCGCUUGAUUGCGGGCUGGGCGCGGCUCGACGACGAAGACUGGAACGUUGCGAUGUGUCGAAUGAACGACCAAGUCGACAGAGCUCCGUCGUCUUACCCAGUUCAGAGUUGGCGGGGAAUGUUGGCCCACCUGCAGUGCAAUUUCGCCGGCCAGCUUGGACAGUAA